AUGGCUUAUAAAGAUAUUGUACCAGUUGGGACUGGUCUCAUCAUCAGUGCCACCUCGUUUGGACUCGGGGUGAUUUAUUCUAAUUUACCUUACGAUUUCGGAACCUUGUGGAAUUAUGAUCCCACCGGUAAAGCAUUUGAAAAAUCUUUGGCUCACUACACAACUUGGGCAGAAGCGCCAAUGUUUGUCCACCAUAUCUUACAUUUCGUGUUUUUCCUUGGUUUGGUCGGUUGCUUUAUCAAGUUGUACAAACCAAUUGAAGAUGCUAAGUAUUUCGAAUAUGGUACUUUGGGGUUGGUGAUGAUAUCAAUCAUUAUUUAUUUGACCAAUUUGAGAGUCGGGAUCAACAGUUGUUCCAGUGGUGAUUGGGGCGAGGUCGAUAUGCCUACCGGUAUCAACGUCAUGGCUGCUAGUCAAGUAAUGAUGAUUGUCGCCUUGAUUGGGGUUCUUGUUUUACAAGGUGGGUUAUACUACGCUAGUUGGUACGAUGAAAAAUUGAAAAAAGAAUUCUUCGAACAAGAAGCCGCCGAAGCCGCCAAAGCCGCCGAAAAGGUCGAUAAACCUGAAGAACCUGUCUCUGCUUCCAAAUCCUCUGGUAGCUCUUCUGGUAAUACUAAACCAAAAAAGAGAUCUAAGUAG
Molecule: messenger RNA, 639 nt
Organism: Hyphopichia burtonii NRRL Y-1933
Lineage: Eukaryota; Fungi; Ascomycota; Pichiomycetes; Serinales; Debaryomycetaceae
Gene: CSH3
Product: Csh3p
Exons: 1
Coding region: 1-639 (212 amino acids)
Biological process (GO): endoplasmic reticulum to Golgi vesicle-mediated transport
Cellular component (GO): endoplasmic reticulum membrane
Source: RefSeq, a predicted model, not a curated record